UGGAAACAUGUCGGCAUCUGAGACGACGACAAAGGACCUUCUUGAAGGAAAUGACUCACAAACACAAAGGGAUUCGAUUGCUGGACCAAGUCAUGUUGAGGAAGAUAAAACUUCCACUACAGUUGCUUCUGUGAAGAAGACAGAUUCCAUGGGUAGUAUGUUCGUGUCCCAGCAGCCUGUGAAAGAUAGUAAUAGAGCAAGGGAAGAGAGUGAGAAAUGGUCGCCCACCUCAUCCCCACCACACCGACCUGCGGGAGGACAUGCAGCUAAGUCCCUUUCAUCAACAUCUUCGUCUCCAUCUACAUCUUCAUCCCCUGGCCGAGCAAAGAUGACUGUUUCUGGGCCCAGCAGCAGUAAAUCGGUCCUGCCACCCGCACCUUCAUCUUCCUCCUCUGCCAUGGCUUCCUAUUCUCCUUCUGUGUCUCCGUCUCCUCCAAAGAUCCACAGGGCUCGAAAAACCAUGAACAGACCCUUUCCAAUGCAGAUGAGCCACAUUGAGUUACCUUUGACUCCUUCAGAAGCCUCCGACUCUGAAACUGCUGCUAAAAGAAGAAAACUUGGACAUCCAUCAGACAGUCUUCUUGAGAAAUUUGAGAAUGUUCCAGACAACUGUCAAACUGUGGCAAAUAAGAUUUCUACACCUUCACCAGUGAAAAGCAGCAACUGUGAGGAGGAAGUGGCCAAGAAAAUUUCAAUUUCCAGUCCAUCCAUACACAAUUCAGAUAAGUUUGAAAAUGGGGGAGAACUGAAGAAGAAUACUAAGGAAAAAGAGGGGUCAGCGAAUAUGCCAGAUUAUAGUUCAGAGUCUGAAAUGCAGCGGGCCAUCCAGAGUAAAAAUGAAAAUGAGGAAUUGUCGUGGACGCCGUCAGACCCGGACAAAGAACGAGACACAGUUGAUGUGGUGGAGACAGCAGCAGGAGGAGGAUCUAGCGAGUACACAGAGGUUCCCUUGGGUGCUCUAGACAUCGCUGCUGCAGACAGUCUGACACUGUCUCCUCAUCACGAAGGAAGCGAUGCCGGCGACACAGAGCGGCUGGAGGAGCUGCCUCUGUGCAGCUGCAGGAUGGAGGCUCCCCGUGUCGACAGCACCAGCCACCGCAUCAACAGACAAUGCAUGGCCACUGAAAGCAUCAAUGGAGAGCUGAGGGCCUGUACCAAUCGGACCCUAAAGGCAGAGACGAUGCGUCCCUCCAGCCGGGUUCCCCUCAUGGUCCUUUGUGACAUCCAUCGGUCACACAUGGUCAAACACCACUGCUGCCCUGGAUGUGGAUACUUCUGCUUAGCGGGCACAUUUUUAGAGUGCUGCCCCGACCAGCGUAUCGCUCACAGAUUCCACCGCGGUUGUGUGACGGUGCUCGGCAGUGGGCGGAGCAGGGCAAACGGGGGAGGUAUGCUUUUCUGCCCCCACUGCGGUGAAGACGCCUCAGAGGCCCAGGAGGUCACCAUCCCGUCUUUCAGCUCAGUUACAGCCUCCGCGACCACCGUUGUCACCAUGUCGGCAUCCUCCACCACCACUCCAUCCCUGCCUCCAUCUGCGCCCUCCGCACCCUCGCUCACAGCCUCCACAGGUGGGACGAAGGACGGGAAGAUGCCUGAAAGACCUGUCAGCGCUCGGAUGCGGAGUCACGGUUUGAUAACGUUGGCGGUGGAGCAGCAGCAGCCCCCACAGUCGGUCGCCUCAGCUGCCACUGCGGCCGCUGUCCCACCAGCAGAAGAGGGAGUGGACAGUGUCGGGCCGUCUCUGUGUAUGCCCAAUGGAAAACCCAUCAGCCCCAGUGCACUUCCUCCUGGGCCCAGCAGGGCAGCGCUUCAGAAGGCCAUUCUGACACAGGACACAGAGAGGAGGAAAAAACUGCGUUUCCACCCCCGCCAGCUGUACCCCGCUGCCAAACAAGGUGAAGUGCAGAGAGUUCUUCUAAUGCUCAUGGAGGGUAUAGAUCCCACAUACCAGCCUGACUCUCAGAACCGACGUUCUGCUCUCCACGCUGCAGCUCAGAGAGGUCUACUGGAAGUUUGCUACAUGUUGGUGCAGGCUGGAGCUCAACUCGACGCCCAGGACAAAGAAAUGAGAACCCCUCUUUUAGAAGCCAUUAUCAAUAAUCACUUGGAAGUGGCUCGAUAUCUGGUGCAGAGUGGAGCCUGUGUCUAUCAUGUUGAGGAGGAUGGAUACACUGGCCUCCAUCAUGCAGCGAAACUGGGAAACCUGGAAAUAGUGACCUUGCUCCUGGAGACUGGGCAGGUUGAUGUAAACGCACAGGACAGCGGUGGCUGGACGCCGAUCAUCUGGGCUGCAGAGCACAAACAUGUUGAUGUGAUCAAAGCUUUGCUGAACAGAGGAGCCAAUGUCACUGUUAAAGACAAGGAGCUGAAUGUGUGUCUCCACUGGGCGGCAUAUGCAGGGAAUGUGGACAUAGCGGAGUUGGUGUUGAACGCCGGCUGCUCCCUCUCAUCAGUGAACAUGCAUGGAGACACCCCACUUCACAUCGCUGCCAGAGAGGGCUACUUAGAAUGUGUUGUGUUGUUCCUCUCCAGAGGUGCAGAUAUCGACAUUAUGAACAGAGAAGGCGACACUCCCCUCUCCCUCGCACGAGCCGACACACCGGUGUGGGUCUCACUCCAGAUCAACAGGAAGCUACGAAGAGGGAUUACUAAUCGAAUGCUUCGGACCGAGAGAAUCAUCUGCAGUGACAUUGCACAGGGCUAUGAGAAUGUGCCCAUCCCUUGUGUGAAUUCAGUGGACGAUGAAGGUUGUCCUUCUGACUACAAAUAUGUCUCAGAGAACUGUGAAACAUCAGCAAUGAACAUAGACCGCAACAUUACACAUUUACAGCACUGUAGCUGCACAGACGACUGCUCAUCUAGUAACUGCCUCUGUGGACAGCUCAGUAUCCGUUGCUGGUAUGACAAGGACCAGCGGCUGCUGCAGGAGUUCAAUAAAAUUGAACCUCCACUUAUAUUUGAAUGCAACAUGGCAUGUUCCUGCUACAGAACGUGUAAGAACCGGGUCGUGCAGGCAGGAAUCAAGGUUCGUCUUCAGCUCUACAGGACAGAGAAGAUGGGUUGGGGUGUUCGAGCUUUGCAGGACAUUCCCCAGGGAAGCUUUAUCUGCGAAUAUGUGGGAGAGCUGAUCUCUGAUGCAGAAGCAGAUGUUAGAGAAGACGACUCAUAUCUGUUUGACCUGGACAACAAGGAUGGGGAGGUGUAUUGCAUCGAUGCUCGUUACUAUGGCAACAUCAGCCGCUUUAUCAAUCACCUGUGCGACCCCAACCUCAUCCCAGUGCGUGUCUUCAUGUUGCACCAGGACCUGAGGUUUCCCCGCAUUGCCUUCUUCAGCUCCAGAGACAUCCUGAGUGGACAAGAGCUGGGGUUCGACUACGGAGACCGCUUUUGGGACAUUAAGAGCAAGUAUUUCACCUGUCAGUGCGGAUCAGAAAAAUGCAAACACUCGGCUGAGGCCAUCGCUUUGGAGCAGAGCCGACUGGCCCGACUGGAGGCCUGCCCCGAGUCGGCCAUUGACUGCGGGAUGACCAUGAUAGGAAACUCUUAGAACACUUCAUACAUCAGUUUUACACGCACAAUAGUAAAAGAGACAAAACCGUGAGGAUUAACUGCAUUUCACUCUGUGUUUUUUGACGUAUGGUGCUGUUUUUUUUGUUCUUUUUUUUUUUUUACAUCAAAACUUGAUUUCCUGCCACUCAACACUCACUAUAAAGGAUCAGGCCUUAAUAUACUUUUAAUCUGUGUGGUAUUACAGAAAGUAGCAGGUGUUGGAACUCAUACAGUUACUGUAUUCAACAUAUAUGGUUGCUUUGCCAGAUGAAAUUAGUGCAUCGGAUCCUUUAUCAUGAUGCAUUUUAACACAUAAUGGGUCGACCUCAACCCAUAUAGGACUCACUAAGGACCUGUGGGAUAGCAUUUGAUGAUUGUGUUAGUUUUAUUUUGUUAUUUUUUUAUACAUAUUGUUUUCCUUUAUUAUGUAUAGUGUAAUAAAUUAGCUCAUGAGUUGAUCUUUGGGCUCUUGUA
Molecule: messenger RNA, 4023 nt
Organism: Sphaeramia orbicularis (orbiculate cardinalfish)
Lineage: Eukaryota; Metazoa; Chordata; Actinopteri; Kurtiformes; Apogonidae
Gene: ehmt2
Product: euchromatic histone-lysine N-methyltransferase 2
Exons: 28
Coding region: 8-3547 (1179 amino acids)
Biological process (GO): negative regulation of transcription by RNA polymerase II; peptidyl-lysine dimethylation
Cellular component (GO): nucleus; chromatin
Molecular function (GO): p53 binding; zinc ion binding; histone H3K9 methyltransferase activity
Source: RefSeq, a predicted model, not a curated record